CAAAAAUUUUAGCCGCGAACCAUGAAACAACAAGACGGUGCCGUUUUUUUUUGAGAAUUCAGAGAAUUCCGUUGAUAUCUCAAAAAAAUAUCUAUAUUUUCCGCUGAAAAAAUACCACCUAAAAUAUCGUCAAUCACUCUCAAACUUUCGCAAAUUUACGGUUACUGAGGUGCAGUCGUCGGCGAAAAAAAUUGAAAACUGCAUUUAAACCAAACGAAAUCAGUCGGGCCUUUCGACAAACAAUUUUCGUCGUUCGGAGCGAGCCAGUUUAGGCGGAAAAAUCAGAGCCAAGAUUGGUGGUUGCCAACGUUACGCACGCGUACAAUACCUUUGCGAGACCACAAAAAAAACACCUAUACGAAGCGAAGAGUAAAGAAAUGCCUCUAACCUGAGUGAAAGUGCUGCAGUUAACAAUAUUUUUUUUUGUUUUUGUAUAUUUUGUGCAACACCAACAAAAACAGCAACGACUACUUGUUCUACCUGUAGCAGUCGUAUCAAAAAUCUAUCCACCGCCGUCCACCCUAAAUCCAUCUGUUGCGCGCUGCUGCUCUGCGGUUCUCGUGUGUGUGCGUGUGCGUCUUUUUGCAUGUGUGUGUCAACGUUUGUGCAAAAAUUUGUUUCUUUUCUUUAAUGAAAUUAAUGUCUUAUUAACGGGUCUGCUGCUGUCACUGCCACUGCUGCUCCAAUUGGAUACCAACAUAUUUAAACAGCUCUUCCACACUCAAGAUGGCGCCCAUGCCGCGCAUUCAGCUGCCCAACAGCCCCAAUGCGGCCAUCAAAGCCAACACAAACAGUUUUCUCUAUGCGGAAACCAUGUCCGGCGACAGCAGCCCCACGCCCAGCAGUCCGCCCUCCAGCACAGCGGGCGUUGCCAAAUCUCAGUGUUCGUCCUUAUCCGAUGGCGAGUCCUUCGAGGGCUAUGGCGAGAACGAGUUUCCCGCCCAACUAAGGGAAGGACGGAAUGGCUCCAAUUCGAGCAACAACAACAACAACAACAACAGCAUCAGCAACAACAACAACAACAACAACAGUAGCAACAACCACGUCAAUGGCAACAACAAUCUCAGCGUGGGAAGCUCCAAUCACAGUGGACACUCGAACGAUGGGAACAACAAUCUGAACGCCAGCGUUGGCAUCGAACUCGAUCUGGCCCCGCAUGCGGGCUCAUCCACGCCCCAAGACGAUGACGAACUGAACAUUAUGCCCCGAGACAAUUGGGCCAGACGCAGUCUGAGACGCACACCGACAAGCAAUCCCGAUAGCUUAUCGCAGCGUCGUUGGGGCUCCAUGAGACAUUCUGGCCGCAGACAGAUUAGCACCAAUGCCUUAGCCAGCCAACUCUAUAGAUCAUCGAGCUUUAACUCCUCGGGCCGUAGCUCCAACUGUGAUACAACCGAAGACAUGUACAGCGAUAUAAGCUUGGAGAAUCGCCAUGACUACGAUUAUAGGCUGGAGCUGCUGCAGCGCAAGGUUGAUGAUCUGUCGGAUACACAGAAUAUAGCCGAGGAUCGAACGACACGCACCAAGACCGAAUAUGCAGUGCUCCAGGCGCGAUAUCACAUGCUGGAAGAGCAGUUCCGAGAGUCGGAGCUGCGCGCCGAGGAACGCCUGGCCGAGGAGCAGAAGCGCCACCGCGAGAUCCUGGCCCGCGUGGAGCGCGAAGCCUCGCUGCAGAACGAGAACUGCCAGAUGAAAAUCAGAGCCACCGAGAUCGAGGCCAACGCCCUGCGCGACGAGGCGCAGCGCCUGCGUGUGCAGUGCGAUAAGCAGGCCAACGAUUUGCAUCGCACGGAGGAGCAGCUGGAGCUGGCACGCGAUCAGAUCGCCGUCCUCCAGCAGGAGUACGAAGAGCAGCAGCAGACACUGCGCAAACAGGAGAUGGAGAAGAAGUCCGCGGAGGAGCUGAUGCUGGAGCUGAGCGGGGAGCUGCAGCGGGCGCGGGAGGAGAACGGGGCGAGGGCCAUGCCCACCACAUCGCCGGAGAGCAUAAGACUGGAGGAGCUGCACCAAGAGCUCGAGGAGAUGCGCCAAAAGAAUCGAUCACUCGAAGAGCAAAACGAGGAGCUGCAGGCCACCAUGCUCACCAACCAGGUCACCAUGCUGAGCACCGGUGUGGAGCAGGGCCGCCAUCUGCUCAACGGUACACUGGGCAGCCUGGCCCAGGAGCUGGAGGAGAUGUCACAAGCGCAGGAGUCUGUGGAUUCAGCCACAUUAGCAUCCUUAAGUCAGCUGCAACAGGCCUUCCAGGAAAAGGAUGACGAGAAUGUCCGGCUCAAGCACUAUAUUGAUACCAUACUACUCAACAUUGUGGAGAACUAUCCCCAGCUACUGGAAGUCAAGCCCAUGGAGCGCAAGUAAAGCCGAAAACGAAAUAGAACCAGAAGCAGAAACGUAACCUGAAGAAGAACCACAACCAGAAGACACUGGCGGCCGUGUCGCAACCACCUAACAAUAAACACCAACUAAAAUGAACAACUAAACUAAAUAAAACAAAAUUGUACUUUACGUUCAUAUUUUAAGCUCUAAUCUAUUUAGAUAUUUAUACCUAAUUUAAGGCACUAAUUUAUUUUGUAACAAUUUAUUGUAGACUAGAUUUUUAAACCAAAACAACACAGUAGCAUCUUCCUUAAAAGGAAUACCAUUAGGAGGAAAAAAAACUGUAUCCCUGAAAGCAAAAAUCCUUAAAUUUUUAAUAUGCAUGGAAAUUUGUGUUGUUUUUUUUUUUUUUUUUUUUUUUUACACGCUUUAAAUAGGCGGAAAACAAGUCAGAACAAGUUUUGUCGAAGUUUCUAUGUGUGUAUUUUCAGGAUAUUAAGAUAUUAACUAUAAAUAAUAUUAGCCCCUAAGAAUUGAUAUUCGUUUCUCCUUACAAAUGGAACCGAAACCCAAUAAGCUGUUGAUCCAAUGACAAGUUACGAUAAUUGCUUAAAAUGUUUGAGGGCUGGCUGUGUAUAGCGCGAGAUGAGAAACUUUAUUGAAAUGUUAACGUUUGAAACGAGCUAUUUUCCAAUUUUCGUUGACAUGGGGGUAGCUGUGAAAGCCUGCACGGGAACUGCUUUUCAGUUUAAUCAAUAUUUUCAUUACCUAUGUAUACUACUCUCUCUUUCAUCCUUAAUCUACAUAUAACUUCUUUUUAUUCCCACUAUGACCUUCUCGCUGGCUAUCCCCAAAGUAUGUAGUUGCAGAAAUCUAUCAAAAAAUUUGCGUUUAUGGUAUGGACAAUCCCAGGAUAUGAGACGGAGUUUUAGUUUGAGAAGAAUCAAUUAUCAUUAGAAAGAAAGAUAUCAUAGCCCAGAACCAUAUGUCAAUGUAUAGCACAGUAACAACUUACAGAUGCCCCCAGAUGACCACAUGGCCAGGGGAUUCACAUUCAUUCUACUCGUACAUACAUAGAUCAAAUAAUACGUAAUACUUACUCUGCAUAUUGUUUAUAACCCAAUUAAAUGGACGCAAUGUGCAAACAUUUAGGGAUCGGUCGUGAGCCCAGAAGCUCUCAAUAAAUACGAUCCCUAAUAGACUAGAACAACUCAAGUGGUCAACCCUAUAGGAACUAAUAA
Drosophila miranda is the source of this 3557-nucleotide messenger RNA. RefSeq names its product rab11 family-interacting protein 4B (gene nuf). Bases 727 to 2358 code for a protein of 543 amino acids. Gene Ontology annotation, cellular component: recycling endosome membrane; cleavage furrow; midbody. Gene Ontology annotation, biological process: regulation of cytokinesis; endocytic recycling. The record is from RefSeq and is a predicted model, not a curated record. The transcript is spliced from 12 exons. Lineage: Eukaryota; Metazoa; Arthropoda; Insecta; Diptera; Drosophilidae.